UAUGUCUUUCCUCUCACAACUCAACGCCUGUGAAUAUUUUUUCAUAAAUUAUUGUUUGUUUUUUUAAAUGGCGGUACUCGCGCGAUAGUUAUUUUAUUGUUGUUAUGGAACCGGUGAUUUUCCUGUCAGUGCAAUAGACUAACUGGAAUUUCCACAUUUAAACUCAUUUUUGAUGUUUUCUUAUUUAACAAGCAGUUACUUUUUAUUUUCCUUUGUUUGCUGAGAUGGAUAACUCCAACGAACCUGAUAAUUGGAUACCAACUUCUUUUCCGUCCACUCCUGAAGCUACAGAAGGAGAUUCUAUGAGUUCCUUUCAUUCAGCUGCAACUCCUGGAUCAGCAGCUGUUGAUCUUCAGUCUGAUGAUCAGUCAUUUGAUGCUGUUAGCCGUCAAAAAUUGAAUCUGACCAUUCAUACUAGUCCACGAAGUCCAAGAAUUCCUGGUAUGUCCAUGUUUGAAGAAGAUACCCGUAGUUCAUGGAGUGUUGAACCAAAACCAACUCAAUUGAGAGAAUCAGUUUUAGAGGAUGAUUCUCGAAACAGCACUGACAGCCAAAAAUGUAGGAAAGAAGUUUCGAAUAUUAUAGAAUCAAUCCCUGAUACCGAGAAAGAGCUUGUUAAAGAAUCUGAUAAUAGUAGUAGUAAAGAUAGUCCUGUGAAAGAUCUUAGUGCUUGGAAUGUGAAGUCCAAUUUAUCUAAUACAGGAGAUAAAGAUGACCGGGAUACAUGUAUACUUGAUUCAAAUCCCCUUGAUACAUCAGUUGAAAAUAAGAGCCCUGAUGCUGACAUAAAUGAAAACAAAUUAGAUGCAGAUUUAAAUAUUGACCAAUCAAACCUUAACUCUGGCAUGAAUGUGUCUGAUGAAAUUUUGCCUUCUGAUAACAUUGAUGAUGACUCUAAUGCCAAUAAGUUGGCAACAGAGUUAUUUAAUGUUGACAGAUCAGAUGCUUCUUCUAACAUUGAAGAGGUUGAUUUUAGUACUAGAAAACGAGAUUCUGACUCUUUUGUUGAAACAUUAGAGUCUGUCUCAAAUGUUGAAAAAGUAGAUUCUUAUAUAGAAGAUGUUAAUUCUAAUAGUUGUGUAUUAGAUGCAGAAUCAAAUAAGGAGAGCUUUGAUAGAUCAGAGGCUGAUUCAAACUAUGACAAACUAAAUGCUGAUUCAAACAUGGAUAAACUCUAUACUGAUUCCAAUGAUAAGCUAAAUACUGACUCCAUCAUUGAUAAAUUAGAUACUAAUCCAAACUGCGUUAAAUUAGAUGUGCACAAAAAUAUGGACAAAGAAGAUAGUAUUGAUUUAAAUAUUAAAAGUAUAGAACCUGAUUCAAAUCUUGAAAAACAAGAGUUGGAGUUGAGCAAUGAAAAAUUAGAGCUUGACUUGAACAGUGAAAAAUUAGAACCCGAUUCAAAUAAUGAAAAUUUAGAGCCCUGCGUAAGCAAUGAAAGAUUAGACCUUGAUUUAAACACUGAACAAUCAGAGGCUGAUUCAAAUGUUGAGAGACAAGAAUCAGAUUUAAAUGUAGAAGAAUUAAGAUCUGAUUCAAAUAUUGAAAAGUUAGAGGCCAAUUCUUCUGUCGGAAAAAUAAUUUCUGAUUUGAAUAUUGAAAGAUUAGAUGAGGAUUCGAAUAUUGAAAAAUUAGAUGAGGAUUCAAAUAUUGAAAAAUUAGAUGAGGAAUCAAAUAUUGAAAAAUUAGAUGAGGAUUUAAAUAUUGAAAAACUAGAUGAAGAUUCAAAUAUUGAAAAACUUAAUGGUGAUUCAAACAUCGAGAGACUUGGUUCAAAUUUAAAUGGGAAAAAACAUGAUGCUAAUCUAAGUAAUGUCUCAGUUUGUGAAAAAGACAGUGUAUGGAAUGUUGAUUCAGCUCAAGUAGAAUCUAAAGAAGUUCCAAUGGAUGAGGAAUCUCAGAAUCCACCCACAAGUUUAGAACCCCCAGCAGAAAAAAGUGUAUGGAAUUUUAAAAAAGCGGAAGAUAUGAAAGACCCCCUAAUGGAUGAAGAUUCACAAAUGAGCACAAGCAGUCGCAAAAGCUGCGGAAAAAUAUUAGAAUCUUCCAAAAGAGCAAUCUCUCCUACAGUCUUACCAUCUUUGGAUGAAGAGUCACAGAGUAGUAUAAUUAGUCAAAAAAGUCAUUGUAGUCAGAAAAGCCACAGCAGUCAAAAAAGUUCCAAGCGUGCCAGAUGCUCUGAUGACGAAGUGAAUGCUUUUCUGCCCGAAAAUUUAUUUGAGUACAUGUGGCCUCAAGAAAAUGGAGAAUUUUUUAUAUUGCAGGAACAGAUUUGCGAUUAUUUAAAUAUCAAGUCCUUUAAGCGGAAAUACCCAGAUUUAGCCAGAAGAUCUGUCGACAUGGACGAGAAACAGUUUCUGAAAGAUAAGGGAGUUGUUACCGAAAUGCAAUGCGAUUUGGGACUCACGGCAUUGAGAUCUGACGAAGUCUUAGAGCUGAUGAGCAAAGAUUAUCCAGAUCACUAUAAAGAUUAUAUCAGAGUUUUGAGAGAAAAGGAAAAACAAAGUAUCACUGAUAAGCACAAGGAGUUCGUCGCCACCAAUUCCGACAAGACGAAGAUGGUGGAUUUGGUGAAAAAAGCCAUGCAAUCUGCGGCUGAAUACAACGCUCACCUGAAUCAGGAGAGGAGAGAAGAAAGGAGAUCUUGUAUGGACUUGCAAACUUAUACGAUACACUAUCCAGUCAAAAAAUCAAAUAAACCAAAGCCGAACACGAAGCCCGGGAAGUAUCCCGUCGCUCUCCUUCCUGGUCAGUUCCAAGAUUAUUAUAAGGAAUACACUCCUGCCGAACUGAAGUACCUCCCUGUCAACACGGUCUUGUAUGGACCCCUCAAAGAACUUCAAAGUACCAAAGCUCUUUCUGAUGGAAGUCAGUCAGACUCUGAAGACAGUUCUGCUUCCGAAGGAUCUUGCAGCUCGAGUCAAGGAACGGCAGACGACAGCAGCUCUGGAUCCGAGAAAAACGAAAACGGUAAAACGCCUUCGGAUAAGAACGGCACGGCCGCCGAAACGACGGCGUACCGGCCGAAGGUGAAGCCGAAUGCUGUCUGCAAAGUCUGUAAGAAAGGAGCAGAAGGUAAACCAGACGAACUCGUUCAUUGCUCCGAAUGUGACAACAGUGCACAUCCUUCUUGUAUCGAAUUGACGACCGAAGUCGUGGACGUCUUGAAGACGUAUCCUUGGCAGUGUAUGGAUUGCAAAGUGUGUUCUCAUUGUAGCGAUCCUAAUGAUGAAGAUAAGAUGCUGUUUUGUGACUUCUGUGAUCGGGGUUAUCACACAUUCUGUGUGGGUUUAAAAAACCUUCCUCAAGGAAAGUGGGUGUGCCGUCGAUGUGGAUCUUGCUCAAUAUGUGGUGCAACAAAACCAGGACCUGAGACUUCAAAAGCCCAAUGGUUGUACGAUUCUGCGAAAGGAGUGGUAGAACUAGAUGCAAAUCGUAGGCCAAAGAUCAUGUGUCAAUCUUGCUUUAAGAAAAAAAGAUAGCUAUUACAUUUAAGCAAUAGUAAAAAUUUCAACUUGGGUACAACAAAAAAUGUUUUACUUAAUUGUAAAUCUGUAUUUAAAUUUUAUUCAAUCAACUGAUUAAUUUAACUUUUGGGGGUAAAUUCUUUUGUUUGAUAAUAUAGCACAGGUUUAAAUUGAUGUCUUAGCAUUCUUAUGCAAUAAUUUACUCUCUCUUAGUGUGUUCACGAAUGUGGGAAAACUUAUGUGAAAAUUCUGUGGACAAUUUAAAUUUUAUGCAAAGUUCAAUCAACUGAUUAAUUUAACUAUUGUCUAACCUCUUGUAUUCUUUAGUACCUACUGAUUUAAAGUGAUAUCUUUGUAUUAGUAUUAAUUUAGUCUCCUUGUGCAUGCUGAGCAGUAUUCUCCCUAAGCUUGUUGAGAAGGGCCCUCUAUGACCUUUUCAUAAAAAUAAGCCCUUAAAAUCUCUGCUUUUUUAUUCAUAUACCAUUUUAAAAAAUUUAUUAUUGUUUAAAUAAUAAUUACACACUGGUUAAAUUGUAUGUGUUUAUAUUCUGAUUGGUAUUACAAAUAUUUAUAUUGAUGAGAUAUUCUCAACUGCUUAAAUUUUUUUGUUUCUAUUUUUUUUUCGGAGGGAGGUAUAUUAUGAAUUUUUUAUGUGACUUCAAAAUAAUUUUUUAAGUAAAUACCUUUUUUUAAAUAAAAAAAAAUUCACCUUUUAAUCUUAAUUUUCUCAUAAUUCAGUUUGAAUUGUAGAAAAAAUUUGCAAGCUGUAUAUCAAUUAGUCAUUUUUUGUUUUUGUUUACUUUUUUAAAGAAAACAAUUUGUGCACAGUGCAAGCCUUUGAUAAUUUUUUAUAAACUACAAAUUAUUUGUUAUAGAGUGAGAAUUACUUUUUGAAAUACACACAUGUAUUGUAUAAGAGGAUAAUUUAAUAAUUGUUGAGGAUCAAAUUAGGUUAUUAAAUAAUAUUACACAUUUUGAUAUUGUGUUAUGUGAGUGUCCUUUCAAAACUCUAAGUGCCCUUUUAUGUGAAGAAGCGCACCUGCUGUUUUUUAUUCUCUGUGAUCUCAGUGUUUAGAAAAAAUUAAAAUUCUAAUGACAGUUUUAAAUACUUUUACUUCUUAUAUGUUUUUUAAAGUAAAAAUUUUUUUUUAAUGUAUAUUCCCCCCACCCCCAUCUUAUCUAAGAAAAUCAUAAACGUGUGAGGCAAUCACUGAGUUUCUUCAGCACUUAUUAAUACACUACAAUAUAACAACAUUAAAAUCAAAGUGUUUAUUUUGUUAAUAAUUUUUAAUUAUUUGAUUAAAAAGAAUUGUUUUUUAAUUAAUAAAAUAUAACAAUAUCUCUUUCUUAGCAAUGUAUUUCAAGUUUAUUUAUGUAAGAACAAAAAUAGUUGAUUUUAACUUAUAUACUAUGUUUUUUUUUCCUAAUAAUUAUACUAUUAAAACGUUAUGUAUAUGCCAAUUUAAAAAGUAAAAUAAAGUCUUAAGUUUUAAACACUAAAUCUAUUAAUAUUUACGUAUUCAUAUGGUGUUAAAAAAAUGGAAUAGAUUUUGUUACAUGUUAUCAAAGUUCUUGUUUUAAAAAACAAAGAAACAAACAAACUUGCAUUUGAUGAAAAAUUAACGCAGACAUUGUAUUAAAACAUUUUAUCAAACCUUAGCCAUCGAAACGACUGUUCUAUCUAUAAGUACUAAAGCAUUAUUUGUACCAUAGUUCCUGAUUAUCAUUAUAAGUUGCUCAAAUGGCAUGCUUUCGUCAAUUAAAAAUCUAACUCUUUAUUCUUAUAAAAUUGUGAUCUGUAAAAAUUGCAAAACAUGUUGGAAUAUUCUUAUAUAAUUCUCUAUAGAAAAAUUUGGCGAGAAUCGAGCAAUGGACACAAGAAAAAUAUAUAUAUAUAGAAAGAGACUAAUUGGCAACCACUAUUUCAUGAUUUUGUUCUAAGAACGAGGCAAUUAAAGUUAGUGUCAUGGAAGAUAUCUCUUAAAUAUCAGUUGAAUCUUACAUACUUUUAAUCAUUGCACCAGUUUUAUAUCUAAUAAAUAUGUUAUAUAUUUAUUUAAUUUCAAAUCUUAAAAUAAAUUGAAGCAAGUACAUUUUUUUGAAAUUAGAGCAUACUUCUGCUAUUGAACUAAGCUUUAUUUUUGAACAUAACAGUAUUACACUGUGUAUGAAUCAAUGUAUCUUCAGGCCUUGUGGUCUGCAUGACUAGUAACUUUAAAUUAAGAUUACUAAUGUGAUGAAGAGAAAUAAUGUUUUCUGCUACCAGAAUUAUUUUCUUCACUAGAGAAUUUGCAUUCUGGAUGGCGACUAAUAACUUAAAUUUAAGUUCUUGAUUUUUGGCAUUUUUGCUGCAUUAUAGUAAGGUGUAGUUGCUAGAUUAUCAGAAUAUAGCUAUGGAAAUAUGGCAGUAUUUUCAUCAUUAUAACUAUAAUGCGAAGUUUAGGAGGGUAAAAAAUGCUUAAGAUGAGUAACAAAUCUCUCAAUAAUUUUAUUUAUUCCAACUUUUAAUUUAUGUAUAACUGAAUCUAAAAGUACUUAAUAUUUUUACGAUAAUUGAAGUAAAAUGAUUGAUUACUUUUACUAUAACUAUUAUAUUUCAAUUGUUCAUCCUUAAUUGUAAAAGACUGAACACUAUGUUCGAGAUAUACAAGUUUAAAGUUUCACAUUUUGAUUUCAGAAUGUUUUGUGGAUAUUGUUUCUAUUAGUUAACCAACCUACAACCUAUAUAUGUACAGCAAAACCUCCAGGAUAGACCACUUCUAUUUACGACCACUUUUGGGAGGCAGGGAAUUUUUUCAAUAGACUUGGUGUUAAAGAAAACCUUUAGGAGAAACGAGCGACCACACAAACAUCUGCAGCAAAGGUCAAAUAAGGCAAAACAAGUUGCAUUUCUGCACCCCAAAAAAAAAAUGACACUGACUAAAAUUAAAAUAGUUUUCAAAAAAAUCUUUUACCCUCGAUAAUAAUUUUGAAGUCAAUGGAGAUAACCUCUAAGAACAACCAACCUCCAUCUACAAUAAUUUUAUUGUGGAACAGAGAGUAGUUCACUGUAUAUAUAAUAUCAAUUACUGUGCUAUUUCAUUGGUUAUUGUAAAUAUUUAUGCUUUAUAUUUUCAUUACGAUUUGUUUCAAAAAGGUUUUUUGCAAUACAUUUUUUGUGCACUAUUUGUUGUCAUCAUGUAAAUUUUAGAACUCAUUUUUCCUUUUAAAGGAUGUCAUAUGUAUGGUAGUUUACAUGACUCAGUUCAAUAUGUAAAUAUAUUUAUAAAUACA
This is a messenger RNA of Parasteatoda tepidariorum (common house spider), 6740 nucleotides long. RefSeq lists its product as uncharacterized. Gene Ontology annotation, cellular component: npBAF complex. The record is from RefSeq and is a predicted model, not a curated record. NCBI's taxonomy places the organism in Eukaryota, Metazoa, Arthropoda, Arachnida, Araneae, Theridiidae.